CAUGCAUCACGAAGUGACUCAUCUGGCUCUUGGCGGAAGUGAGUGAUCUCCCGCUGAAUUUCUUUAGUCUUCGAUGCUGGAUAGUACAUGUGAACGAACUUGUCGGCCAGAUCGUCCCAAGAAGUGAUGGACAAUGGAGGCUGGGUCUCUAGCCACCUCUUUGCAUGCCCCCCCAGAGAAUGGGGGAAGAGGUGAAGGCGGAUCGUAUCAUCAGGGACACAGUUCAUCUUGAACCCGUUCGUCAGCUGCAGGAAAUGGGAAAGAUGCACCCUUACCUCCUCAUCCUUCAAGCCAUAAAACUAAAUAGAGGAUGUAAUGAGUUGAAUCUAGCAUGGCUUGAUCUCGAAGUUGUUCGCUGGGAUGGGUGUAUAGAGGAUGACAAGGCGGAUAUCAGCGACCCGUGGAGUGUAGUAAUACUCCAGGGUGGGACCCGGCGGCGGUGGUGGUUGAUGCUGAACCCCAUCUACCUGGGGUAUGGGGUUGUUCCCCAAGAUAUGAUUCACCGGGGGAACCUAGAAAGGUAUCCCCUGAGGCGGGUUAUGUUCACCUUCCAUCUCGUACUCGUCCUCGAAAUUGCUGCUCAAAUGGCCAUCUAUGCUCUCCUCCGUAGCCAGUCUAGCUCGCUGUUGUCUCCUAAGUUGGCGACAGGUGUGUUCAAGCUCCGGAUCCAACGGCUGUAAAUCUCCUGACUGGCUACGGGUCAUGCACUACCUGCACACAGCCAAGCAGCAAACCAGUGAAGGCACAACUGUGACAAAGCAAACAGUGCUAAAAAGAAAAGCUAAAUUAACAGAAACCACGUUUCUUCAACAAACUAGCCGUCCCUGGCAAUGGCGCCAAAAACUUGACUCGCUCCUACUGUCACUCUAGAAAAUGGCCAACUGUAACCACUUCCUAAAGCGUAGUAUAGCGGGUUUGGGUCCUAAGUGUGAUGACUACUCCGUGAGUUAUUAUUAUUUAGCAGUGAAAGUGUAGUGAAGAUCCAAACAAGCAAACAAGCAAAGCAAGUAAAAAGGUUGUUGUCAAGUCGAGAGAGGUCACCCGGAUAUGGUUCCCCCUAGACUGCAGUUAAGCCGGAUUGUAAUUUACCAAGUUCAAUUCCAAUGAUAGUUAUUCUGUGGGAGGUUCUUAAGCAGUCUGCAAUCUCGACUAAAGGUCUCCGGACCCUCUCAAUCUGAGUCCCCAGCGGGCGACUAACCUCCACCGGAGUAAACAGAUUGAGGCCCU
Molecule: messenger RNA, 1227 nt
Organism: Linum trigynum
Lineage: Eukaryota; Viridiplantae; Streptophyta; Magnoliopsida; Malpighiales; Linaceae
Source: the annotation of a GenBank genome assembly